This is a messenger RNA of Trichoderma breve, 750 nucleotides long. RefSeq lists its product as uncharacterized. Lineage: Eukaryota; Fungi; Ascomycota; Sordariomycetes; Hypocreales; Hypocreaceae. The transcript has a single exon. Bases 1 to 750 code for a protein of 249 amino acids. The record is from RefSeq and is a predicted model, not a curated record.
AUGUCCUCCACCACCACAUCAACAGUCACCACGACUGUCGUCACGCCUCAACGGCCACUCUAUCCCAUUGGCAUCCCCGAGAAAUUCUCAGCCGACGGAGUUGUCCAGCGCUUCCCCGGAAACACCACCGUCUGCCAUGUUCCCGCCGACUCUCCUCUCCAGCCCGGCAUGAACGCCCUCCACGCCUCGCUCAGUUCCCAUCCCGUGCUCUCAAAGCUCGUCCAUCUCCUGCCGAAGCCUUCAUGGCACAUGACCGUCGUCGACGGCGUCCGCGACACGGAAUGCGAGCCCGGCAUGUGGCCCCCCGGCAUGGAAAAGCUUCCCCUGGACGAGUGCACCCGCGAAUUCUCCAAGAAGCUGAGGGCAGUCGGCCUGGAGCUGGAAAAGGAGGGGCUCGCACCACCAUAUAAGAUGCGAGUCCGGGGCUUUGAUCCCGCUGUUAUUGGCAUCGGGCUUGAGAUUGAGGGAGCGACCCCGGAAGAGGAGAAGCGCUUGCGACGGCUGCGAGAUAGAGUCAGUGAUACCUUGGGCUUCAGGGCGCCGAACCACGAGACGUACGGCUUUCACAUCACCAUGGCGUAUCUGAUGAGGCACAUUGAUGGCGAGAACCGGGAUGCGCUGAACGAGGUGUUUGCGCAGCAUUUGCCGGCGCUGCAGCGAGAGUUUGACCUUGGGCCGCUGGAGUUUUGCACGUUUGAGAACAUGUAUGCCUUUCACAGGCUGUUUUAUCUUGGAGAAAAAAGUAAAUAG